GAUGAAAAGUGCAUCAAAUAGAGAUUGUGUUGAUAUGUACUUGGACUAUUAAUUAUGUGUUUGAUUCAGAAAUGCACAAAGCACCAUUUGUGUGCAACUUCAGUAAAGUUCACGUGGAAAAGCUGAAUCAUCCAAGCCAUCUGAAUGAUGUGCACUCUUUGGUGGUUGUUUUCUUCAGCAGGCAGCUGGUGAUCUCUCUUCCUGUAUUUGGGGUGGGGGGGAAGAAAAGGAAGAUGGGAAGGAGCCUCCAUGGGAGGGGAAGCCUCUUGGUUCAUAUGUGCAAACUUUAUGAUUUUCCUGAGAGAUCUCUAGAUUUGUGUGUUCCCACUAAGCUUUGAAACCAUUCAUGGAAGCUGAUGGCAAUGCUCUUGUUCCCUUGCGUCAGAAGGCAAAAAAGAAAAGUCAAGGGUUCUUUAUAAUGAGCCGACGGAGGAUAUCGUGUAAAGAGCUGGGGCAAGCUGAUUGCCAAGGAUGGCUCUACAAAAAGAAAGAAAAAGGAGCUUUCAUUGGCAACAAAUGGAAAAAGUUCUGGUGUGUGCUCAAGGAGUCAUCGCUGUAUUGGUACAGCAGUCAGCUGUCUGAAAAAGCAGAAGGAUUUAUCAGACUUCCAGACUUCAGUGUGGACCAAGCAAUUGAAUGCAAAAAAAAGCAUGCUAUUAAGAUCAGCCACCCACAGAUCAAGACAUUUUAUUUUGCCGCAGAAAAUGUUCUGGAAAUGAACACGUGGCUAAGUAAGCUGGGAAUGGCUGUAGACCCUCAGGCACCCAAUGGGAAGAAUGAGGAAGAAUGCUAUAGUGAAAGUGAACAUGAUGAUCCAGAAAUAACAGACACACCACCUCCUCCCUACACAGUCCAGCCACCACCUCCUUCUUCGCAGGAUCCACAGAAGUCUUCUUUCACCUCAACUCUGUCAAGUGAAGCAUCUUGUUCUCUCUCCUCUCCUGAAAGUACUUUCAACUCCCAAGAGUCAUCAUCUUCCUUGACAUCCAAAGUGGUUUAUUCCGAGAGGCAGUCCUGGCUUGACCUAGUUAACAGCUCUGCCAUGGAAGAGGGUGAUCAGCCUUUAACUUUCUGCGUACAGAUUCACUCUGAUGAGCCACCAGAAGUAGACUGUGGAGAUGCAGCAGACAGCCAGGAGGUCCAGCUUUCCAAACCCAGUGGUGGAUCCCAAAACUCUUUUUUAGGUCCAGAUACAAAUUGUCUAGCUGUGCCAGACGCAACAGGACAGAGAUCACUAGCCAAAGAUCAGGAAAAAUGUGAUGAUGAUGAGAUGGAGCGACUUUACAAGUCAUUAGAACAAGCAAGUCUGUCUCCCAUUGGUGAUCGUCGGCUGUCAACAAAGAAGGAGCUCAGGAAGUCAUUUAUAAAACGCAGCAAAAACCCCUCCAUUAAUGAGAAACUCCACAAAAUUCGAAUGCUGAACAGCACAUUAAAGUGUAAGGAACAUGACCUCGCCACAAUUAACCAGUUGCUAGAGGACCCAAAGUUGACGGCAGUGAAGUACAGAGAGUGGAGGAACACAAACAUCAUGCUGGUCCAAGAUAUUUAUCAGCAGCAGGAGGUCCAGGACGUGUCCACAGAGAAUAGCGAGGAGCAAGAGAUGACUUCACAGCCUAUUGCUGAAAGUGCUAUCUGAGGCCAUGGUUCAACAGUUCAUGUCAAAAUACUUCCCCACGGGUCUUCACGUUUUCCUGGGUUUGAUUGUUUUUAUCUCACCCCUCUUUACAUUCCUUUCCAACUCUACUCCCCAUCCCCCUGGGUGAGGGGGGAGUGAGCGAGCGGCUGCGUGGUACUUAAUUACCAGCUGGGGUUAAACCAUGACAGACAUAUAGGCACUUUAAACUACUGCAUUUUGGGGUUUAUUUUUUCCAAGUGUUUUUGAAAGGAAAAUAACCCCUUCUCCAAAGCUUUAAUUGCUCUUGCAAAAUGCAUUUCAUGUCAAGAGGGCAAAUCCCCCCAGCUUAAAAAAGCAUGCCUGAACCUGGGCUGCAUACCUAAGAAGACUACUUUAUGAAGCAGCGAAGAAAUGUUUUUCCAUCUUUGGAGAAAUAAAUUAAAUGUCCAGUUCCUGGAAAUCACAGACCUGUGUAAUAUGUCCUGUACAAAUGUGAGAUCCUUGGGGUUUUUUUAACCACGUAACUUACCGUUAAAGGAAACUAUAACUAUGCCAGCAGGAUGUAGUCUACUCUCUACCUUUUUACGCUGUAAGGUAACCUAAUGUAGGCAUUUUCAUCUCUACAUUUGUUCAUUUUCACCACUCUACCAGUUUAAACUGAGACAAAUGGAACAGCAGUUAUGCAUGAGUUUAUACUACGGACAUCUGUCAGGACCCAGUUUGUGCUCUGCCUGCAUUUUAGGAGUUUCAAAUUUAUUUAUGGACCAAACCAAAGUACUGUCUUUCUACAUGAAGAAGAGAAGGUCUCUCAAUGUUUGCUAACAUGUAAUUCACUCUUCGGGGAGGCAGCUAAUGCUUCAACAAGUUUCAACUUUUCUUAUAAACUUGGCAGAACUCCUUGGACGAUUAUUUUCUUCUUUCUUAUUUUUGGAUAUUGUGAAUAUAUAAGGUACAAGUUCAUCCCAGAUUCCUACUUAGGAAGGUGAUCAAGUUCUACAAGGCAGAAGCUAAAUAACUGAAUUCCUGAUGUGGACCUGAAUGUGCAAAAUAUAGCUGCAAAUAUUUUUUGUAAAUAUAUGUCAUGUUAUGGCUUAUAUGAAUGUGACUAUGUAUUGUAUAUAUGUUUUAUUUAUAUAUUUAUAUAUGCUGAAUUUCUUAAUGUAGAUAGGCACACAUGGACCAGGCCCACCCAGAUGAGAGUGCUUACAGGUUGACCUCAAAUGCCUAUUUGUUUUUCAUUCCAUUAUAAAUCACAGUAGUGUCUGGAAAUUUGAGAUUACCCUGAGACAUGUGCUGUGACUUUUUGUUGUCUUUCUAGCUUUAAGUUUUGGAUUAAGAAAAUCUGUACAAUUUGGAGCAGGAAAUGAAGUUUUUGAGAAAGUUUCAGGAUUUCUCUUUGCGCAAACAAAACCAAGCAAGUUAAGAGGUUUUGCUGCAGGAUCCUAACUUUUUGGCUUCAUUGCCUUCAGUACAAGGUUUGGGAUUUUUGCCUUCUCAUCUUCUGCAUGUGUACAAGUAUGAAGAACUUUGCAGAGUGAUGAAUUUUGAAAAGCAAGAAUUAGCCCACCGUUCUCAAACUAAUGCCACUAUAGGAACUGUUGCAAUCUGUACUUCUGUUGGCUAUUUCCUAAAGAUAUUCUUUGUCAUUAGAUUUCAACACAGUUUAUCUUUUGAAGCCAAAUAUGCUAUACAGAUACAGCCAUAGUCAUCCAUCUUUAUACAUUAUAUGUUUUAUCAUAGCUUGACUAAGAAACAAAAGUUAAUAGUGUUAGUAGGAACACGUAAAAACUUUUCCACCUGCGUAGCGAUGUCUGACUGUUCAUACUGCAUCUUUAAUACUCAGCAGCUUUCCUUUUAUAAUAGAGACAUGGACUUACAUGCCAAGGCAGCCAAAAAUGGCAGUUAAGGCUGUGUUGAGUGUGAGAACUGAGGAGCAGAUACCAAGCUAUAAAAAAGGAGAAACAGAAGGAAGAAUGUAAGCCUCUGAUGCAGUCUUUAAGGGAAGAAAGUCAAGGAAAAUGGGGGCUAGCUGAAUGCUGAAGCAGGGUUAUGCUUGGGAUAGCAUCACUGCCUCAGGUAUAAAAGAGCUGAGGAAUGUGAGGGUAAGGACUGAUCUUGGGUCAGGACUUAAAAUUAGGGCUAGUCUGCCAGCGGGGAACAAAUGUUAGCUGAGACCUGGAAGUGGGUGACUUCGCUAAUUCUAACUAGAAGCUGAUGGAAAUUAAGCAAGCUCAAGAACUGGUGUGAUUUCAUUUAGAGAAAUUGUGUCUUAAAAAUUGAGCCCGUUUUAAGGUGUGGGUUUGUUGUUUGUUGUUUGUUUUUUUUUUUUAAAAUCUUUCACCAUUCCCAGAAGACCCCCUGGACAGUGGACAACUGUGAGUGUCCUGCUCCUAACUGAAAUUCUUCGAAGCAGAUGUAUAGGUGGGAGAGGGGUAGUCCCUGAUUCUGACAUGAUAUCAAUUAACUGCCGAGAGCACACUGAAAAUUAAGAGUGUAGGGAUUAAUCUACCUGGUCUAUCUCAAUUUAAAGAACUGGCAUGAAAUAACUGAUAAAUAAUGGAGCUCAAAUUGCACGUACGUUUUCUCAUGAGUUUCUCAUGAAACAAAGCAUCUAAACACCAUUUUUCUUCAAAAGCAUCUUCACUUAGAUCUUAAAAACAAGCACAUACUUCAGUGGCCUGUCAAACUGAGCCAGACAAGUCAGUGCCUUGCAGUUCUGAGCAAAGUCCUAGUCAAGUUUGUUUGCUGAUGUAGAUUUGCACUAUAUAAAGGAAGGCACUAUGUGGCCUGCACAGGUUGGGUUGGCUGUUUUCACACUGUGCUUAUACAAGAAUAUACAAAACAGGUUUCCCAAAUAUAGGGACAGACAAAUGUCCUCAGAGUGCCCAAGCUGUACUAUUGGUUUUGACAGAUUGUAUAGCCUAAAAUAGCUUUUAAAAGACUCUCAGGUGGUCAGCAGAUACUUUCUAUUGAACUAUUGAGGUUUUGGGAACCUGCUGAGGAUGGGCUGUAUCACCCUCUUAGAAAAGAACAGAAAAUUCUUGAAUAGGGUUACUGUAAUGCCGUUGUUAUGACACAUUUCUGGCUGUUCAAGAAAACAAAUGUAUGGGUUUUAUGCAAGCGCAGUGCUGGGAUUCUAUCUCCAUUCUCUUUCAGCUACUAUUUAGACACAAAACAAAUGGAAAGUGUGGGAAAUGGGAAGUGAAAACUGCAGUACAACAGGAUUCAUCUUCCAGCAUUGCUAAUUAAUGUGACAGUUUUCACCUUGUGCUGGGUUCACACAAGGGGCUGUGCAGCAGCGUGGAAGCACAGUUGGAGCAAGAAGUGUGCACGAGCUGGCAGCUACAAGUAGUGGAUGCAGCGAGGAGCCACCUUGGCAGGAAAAACUUGGACAACUCUGCGCUCCACUCAGUGAUAUUGGGGUAAACGGUAUCUGUUGGUCUGAAUUUGGAAGGCCUGCACUACUGACUUAUAACAUAGGGAAACUGUGCAUCCCUAGUGAAUGUCUAAAAGUCGCUAACCAUCUGCCUCAUGGGACCUGUUUUAUGUAAUUAUUCAGGAGAAGGUGUGUAUUUAUGGACGUGUGCACAUGCACAAUUACUCUUUCGUCAGUAAAGCCUUUGGUUAUUGGUGCAGAAAAGUCCAGCUAUCCAGAUUUUGGAGUAACUAAUGACAAUAUCUGAUUUCAGCUGUUUCUGCAGCCUGGCUUUGGUGGCUUUUCUGGAAAUUUAAUCUCUGUUUUGGUGGUGUAGCUGUCACCGGAAUGAGUUACCAGAAUGAGGUGGGAAUGCAUUUCCUUUCCUAAGAUGGAAGAGGAUUCAUGCGAGGACUGUGAGUUGUUUCCACAUCUAGUUCUGAUGAUUCAUUCAAUAUUGGGUUUCACGUGAAACAGGAAUAAACAGGAAUAAAUAAUGUGCUACAACCUUC
Falco peregrinus (peregrine falcon) is the source of this 5542-nucleotide messenger RNA. RefSeq names its product interaction protein for cytohesin exchange factors 1 (gene IPCEF1). Lineage: Eukaryota; Metazoa; Chordata; Aves; Falconiformes; Falconidae. The transcript is spliced from 11 exons. The record is from RefSeq and is a predicted model, not a curated record. The coding region runs from base 347 to 1636 and encodes 429 amino acids.